AACAAAGUAUAUUUAUAUUUAUUUACUAAAAACUUAAAAAUCAGCAAUCAAGAUAUUGCAAUAAUCUUUCAAUAUGAUAACAUAAUAUCAAUAUUCAUUUCGUAUUUUUACAUUAACCAAAACUCUAUAGACAUGUUUCACAAGGCAGAGAAUUCUAAAGGGAACUUUUUAGAGCAAACCAAGGCAGCCAGAGAAGAAAGAGCUUUAGAGAAAAAACGAGAAGCUGCUGCAAAAAUAAUCCAAGCUCAUGUAAGAGGAUGGUUAUGUAGAAUUCGAUUUACCAGGAAUAUUUUGCAAGACUUUGAUGAAGCUAUUCCACAUACACCAGAAGAUGUUUCCAAAAUUCAGUACAAACCUGCAAAUGAAAUAUUUCACCAUGCCCUUAAACUCUUAUUCGUUUGGAAAAAAGAAAGAGACAAAGAGAGAUUUGCUAAACUAUGCCGAUACUUAGUCGCCACUCUCAACAGUGAUUCACUAAAAAUUAGCUACGUAGGAGUUGCAUUUAACAAGCAAACAGUGAUACGGUGGAUAUCUCACAUGAAUGAGAUUUUAUGGAACUGUUGUGGAUAUUUAAAUGAUCUCAAACCCGAAUUGUCGGGCGAUAUGAAAAGUAUUGUAAUGUAUUUACAUUUAUUAGUUUCUUUUACAAGCACUAACACUUGGGUAGUUCUAAAAAAUAAGAAUAUGGAGAUGUUUUGGUCUGGAAUGAAUCAGCUAUGUGCCAACUUAAUGGGACAGCUCUUCCACAAAGGGUUUUAUCUGGUAUUAAAGAAUCUACUUUUGAGGGGUCUAGCCAGAACAAAGAUAUCAUUUAAACAUGUAUCUUUAUCAGCAAUACUGACUCUUUCUUUGAGACCGUUAGUUGCAGCCAACUAUUCAGACAAACUAAUGACGAUAUUUUUGAUAAAUAUUUUUUCUGUUCCUGGUUUGGUGAAACAUCUUCAGAACUUGUCGUCAGAGUGCAUAUCUACACUAGGCAACCACAAGAUAUUUCCAAGGAGUUUGGAAUUACUUUCUAGUCAGCAAUCUAUGAGAAUAGUUUUUAAUACUUUAGAAGGAAGCUAUGCAUUAUGUUUACUGGCAAAUUUAAUCCAGAUGGCAUACAUAGAAAGAAAUAGUACCCUAAGGGAAUUGUGUUUUCCAACAUUUACAGUUGUUGUUACUGGAUUAUUGGAAAGCUGCCAGAACUAUGUAGUUAGCAAACAAUCUACACUAACUCAUUGGCAUCCUGUGUUAGGGUGGUUUGCGCAGCCUAUGGACAUGUUUUUGCUCACAGCUAUACCUCAUGUCAAAGAGCAAUUGCAUUACCUGUGGAACACCGAGAUAAUCCAAAUACUUCUUGGUGAUCCGUUGUCAACAUUAGUCGCUGAUACAGAGCCUCCCGUGCAGAUUAUGAGCCCUACCCAGAUGAGUGUAGGCGGAACAAGUUUUUUUAAAAAAGUAUUAGAGAGCAAAGGUACGAAGCCAGCGAUUCAGAAAACCUACAGAGCUUUGGGCAGUCCCGAAGUCCACAGGAUCGUGUUGAUAUGUUCGCUGUAUCAUACCGCACUGAACACUCUAACGCAGCUGCAACUCGAUAUUUUAACGGGUUUAUGCUAUCAGAACACAGUACUCUACAAUUUAUGGUUAUUUCUCUGUUCGCUGGGUCCAAAUUGUGGAAUAAAACCUUUUCUGGAUCAUUUAGCGUUUAACACCAAAUGCUCCGCACCAGAAUUUCAGUUACUGCAACUAUUUUCGGACUGUAUGCUACACUACGUCACGAUAUUGGACGAUAUGGAAAUGUACGAACAACAAAAUCCGUUUAGACUCUCAGAUUUCAUCGUCAUGUCUAACUUCCUCAAUAUAUUUUUGUACAAGGCGGUAUUGGGUAAUUUAUUUGAUUUUAAAACGAUACACAACAACUCCCUGUUUAGCUCUCUGCACGCAAUCCUAAUGUUGUUGUAUAAAAGAGAUUGCAGAAGAAGCUAUACUCCAUCAGGUCAUUGGUUGAUCAAGGAUAUUAAGGUCUCCGUCUUCAUAGCCGACUUGGAGAAAGGGCGUCGAGCUCCGCAACUGCUGCUACAGACCAUGCCUCAUGUGAUUCCCCAUGAUGAUAGAGUUAGACUUUUUAGGAAAUAUAUUACUAACGAAAAAACCGUACUGGGUUUGACGGAGUCUGUCUGCGCGUCACCUCAAUCUACGCUUAUUACCGUUCACAGGAACCGAAUUGUAGAAGAUGGUUAUAGACAACUGGCUAUGUUACCUUCUCAAUCCUUAAAGGGGGUAAUAAGAGUGAGAUUUAUAAACGAACAAGGCCUUGACGAAGCAGGUAUAGAUCAAGACGGAGUUUUCAAAGAGUUUCUAGAAGAAAGUAUCAAAAAGGUAUUCGAUCCUUCGCUGAAUCUUUUUAAAGCGACUAGCGAAGAACGUUUAUAUCCAUCACCUACGUCUGCAGUACAGGAUAAUCAUCUGCAGCUGUUCGAGUUUGUUGGACGAAUGUUAGGUAAGGCCGUCUACGAAGGCAUUGUAGUUGACGUUCCUUUUGCCUCGUUUUUCUUAAGCCAAAUAUCAGGACAGACUACGCAACUGUUGUAUAGUUGCGUUGAUGAGUUACCAUCGUUAGAUCCGGAACUAUACAGGAGUCUAAAUUACGUCAAACAUUACAAGGGUGACGUAUCCGAACUUGAUUUGACCUUCAGCGUUGACGAGGACAGUAUGGGAAAAAUUGUUACCCACGAAUUAGUACCAGGUGGAAAGGCCGUACAAGUUACCAACGAAAAUAAGGUUCAACAGUCGCAGUUAGAGUAAAUGGAGAACUGGCUUCCCCUAUUUGACAUCCAUGUCGGUAUGAGAAGGGAGACCCACUAUCAACCAUGUUGUUCAACCUAGUUCUGAAACAAAAACGAAGUACAUUGAAUUAAAGAUUGAUGACAUCGAAGUUAUUGGAAAGAAGAACCAAAAUGUAUAUCUACAGAACAUUGAUUAGACCCAUAGUAACCUAUGGUUGUGAAAGCUGGAUAAUGACAAAAAAGAUGAAGUCACAACGGCAACAGGUGUAUGUUCUCAAAAACCGAUAGUGUGUAAAAAAUAUUUAUUAAAAUCAGCUGUUGGACAUUACAGAAUUCACGUUACAAUGUGGUAGCUAUAUUGUCUCUAAGUACAUCGAUGUGCUAUUUAAUAUUUGUAAGGGUUUUCACCCUAGAUCAGAGGCCUAGCCAUGUAUCAAUUUAAUUUUAAUACGUUGUUUGUCAACAAUUACUCUUCUAUCAGGUUUUUAUACCUAUAAAACGAAGCUCUGAUGAUGGCAUUUGCAAUGCCGAAGACAUAUCUAUCAGUUUGCUAUCUACAUUGCUAUCAGUUUUUGAGAACAUACACCUGUUCCCGUUUUGACUUAUAAAGAAGUUUGUACGAGUCAUACAGUAUUUUUCUAUUUAAAAAAGAUGAAGCCCAACUUAGAACAUUCGAAAGAAAGAUAGUGAGAAAAGUAUCUGGCCCGGUGCAAGAGAAAGACACAUGGAGAAUCAGAAGAAACUAUAAGGUUAAUGAAUAAAGAGAUAUUGAAAUAUUUGUGAAAAAUCAAAGACUGUCAUGGCUGGGACAUGGCCAGAAAUAAGAAGAUGUAAAGGGAGCAAAGAGGAUAUUUCUUACA
This is a messenger RNA of Diabrotica virgifera virgifera (western corn rootworm), 3628 nucleotides long. Its product is annotated as ubiquitin-protein ligase E3B. NCBI's taxonomy places the organism in Eukaryota, Metazoa, Arthropoda, Insecta, Coleoptera, Chrysomelidae. The transcript has 12 exons. Gene Ontology annotation, biological process: ubiquitin-dependent protein catabolic process; protein polyubiquitination. Bases 133 to 2787 code for a protein of 884 amino acids. The record is from RefSeq and is a predicted model, not a curated record. Gene Ontology annotation, molecular function: ubiquitin protein ligase activity; protein binding.